CCCCAGCACUCCCUCUCUCUUUUCCACUAUGGACAGAGCCUCCGCACAGAGGCUGCCUGCCUGCCGCAGACCCAGCUGACAUGGGGAGCGUCGGAGAAACGCAGCUGUGCUGGGCCAUCCUGGGCUUCCUCCUGCUCCAAGGCCACAACUCCCAGCCCGCGACAACUAGCCCUCAGGGAAACUUCAGCAGUCAUAGUCCAACCACAGAGCCAACUUCCCCCCAGACAGGAGACGGUCCUUCUGCAGAGCCCAACUACUCAAGCCCUCUGUCCAGCACCGGCAUCCCAGGCACAGGUGUCCCAAGCAGCGGCAAGAGCAGUGGCAGUACAAGCAGAGACACCUCUCACAAUGUUACAUCCAAAUUACCCACCAUGAGUUUGAGGACGAGAGAAGACUCGACCAUCCUGCCCAGCCCCACAUCAGAGACGGUGCUCACUGUGGCUGCAUUCGGUGUUAUCAGCUUCAUUGCCAUCCUGGUGGUUGUGGUGAUCAUCCUGGUCAGUGUGGUCAGUCUAAGGUUUAAGUGUCGGAAGAACAAGGAGUCUGAAGAUCCCCAGAAACCUGGGAGUUCGGGGCUCUCGGAAAGCUGCUCCACAGCCAAUGGAGAGAAAGACAGCAUCACCCUCAUCUCCAUGAAGAACAUCAACAUGAAUAACAGCAAAGGAUGCCCCUCAGCAGAGAAGGUUCUUUAAAAGCGACCUUGGGUCCCUGUGGAUCUGACGAUGAUGCAGCUUCCCUGUGACUGUAAGAAGGAAGGCGAUGGGAUGGGUAGAGGCAAUAAACUAGAUAUGUUAUUUUAUUGUUUCACAUCUACUCCCAGAUCUAAAGGACAUUAGCAUUCCUCCAGAUCUGGGAGCAAGCUGCCAGCCUGAGAGACUCUUUCCCACGUGGGCAGUCACCCUAGAAACACAGCAUGCUCCUCCCACCAUCUCAAAGUCACAGGGAGGAGGAGUCUAUAGGGCCAGAGCAAGGAAAAUGACAGUGAAUUGGUCCUUUCUAUUUUGCAUUAAAAUCAUUUUCUAGCCUGCA
Molecule: messenger RNA, 1029 nt
Organism: Balaenoptera musculus (blue whale)
Lineage: Eukaryota; Metazoa; Chordata; Mammalia; Artiodactyla; Balaenopteridae
Gene: ECSCR
Product: endothelial cell surface expressed chemotaxis and apoptosis regulator
Exons: 10
Coding region: 81-692 (203 amino acids)
Biological process (GO): negative regulation of angiogenesis; positive regulation of proteasomal protein catabolic process; positive regulation of endothelial cell apoptotic process
Cellular component (GO): plasma membrane; cytosol
Source: RefSeq, a predicted model, not a curated record